Molecule: messenger RNA, 3809 nt
Organism: Ipomoea triloba (trilobed morning glory)
Lineage: Eukaryota; Viridiplantae; Streptophyta; Magnoliopsida; Solanales; Convolvulaceae
Product: ubiquitin carboxyl-terminal hydrolase 12-like
Exons: 32
Coding region: 114-3464 (1116 amino acids)
Biological process (GO): regulation of protein stability; protein deubiquitination
Cellular component (GO): cytosol; nucleus
Molecular function (GO): cysteine-type endopeptidase activity; protein binding; cysteine-type deubiquitinase activity
Source: RefSeq, a predicted model, not a curated record
CAGUGACUCCAUUCCGCUUUCCCACCUCCUCCGCAAGGAGACUCGACCCCCUAGAUCGACCGUGCCUUCUCUCCCUCUGAAUUCGCCGAUCCUCGGCUCAACAUUCUCCGGCGAUGACUCUUCUCACUCCUCCUCCGAUGGAUCAGGAAGAUGACGACAUGCUAGUUCCUAAUUCCGACUUCCCAGUUGAAGGCCCUCAGCCUAUGGAAGUUGCUCCGGCUGAAGCAACAAACACAGUAGAUGCUCAGGCAGUGGAUGAUCCACCCACAGCUCGGUUCACAUGGACAAUUGAGAAUUUUUCAAGGUUGAAUGCGAAGAAGAUGUACUCUGAAAUUUUCUAUGUGGGAGGAUAUAAAUGGAGGAUACUGAUUUUCCCAAAAGGGAAUAAUGUGGAUCAUUUGUCAAUGUAUCUAGAUGUUGCCGAUUCUUCAACACUGCCAUAUGGAUGGAGUAGAUAUGCUCAGUUCAGUUUGGCUGUGAUUAAUCAGAUUCAUAACAAGUUUACAGUGAGGAAAGAUACCCAACACCAGUUCACUGGAAGAGAGAGUGAUUGGGGUUUCACAUCUUUCAUGCCUCUUAGUGAGCUCUAUGAUCCCAGCAGAGGCUAUCUUGUGAAUGACACAGUCAUAGUUGAAGCUGAUGUGGCUGUGCGUAGGGUGGUCGAUUAUUGGUCACAUGACUCAAAAAAGGAGACUGGCUAUGUUGGACUUAAAAACCAGGGAGCUACUUGUUACAUGAACUCCCUCCUCCAAACAUUGUACCAUAUUCCUUACUUCAGAAAGGCAGUGUAUCAUAUGCCAACAACUGAGAAUGACAAUCCAUCUGGGAGCAUACCUUUAGCUCUGCAGAGUUUGUUCUAUAAGCUCCAAUACAGUGAUACCAGUGUAGCAACAAAAGAGUUGACGAAGUCCUUUGGAUGGGACACAUAUGAUUCUUUCAUGCAGCAUGACGUGCAAGAGCUUAAUCGUGUUCUUUCUGAAAAACUUGAAGACAAGAUGAAGGGAACAGUUGUGGAGGGUACAAUACAACAAUUGUUUGAAGGCCACCAUAUGAACUAUAUAGAAUGUAUCAAUGUGGAUUACAAAUCUACUAGGAAGGAAUCUUUUUAUGACCUUCAACUUGAUGUCAAAGGGUGUCGGGAUGUGUAUGCUUCCUUUGACAAGUAUGUUGAAGUGGAACGCCUUGAGGGUGAUAACAAAUAUCAUGCAGAACAGUAUGGUUUGCAGGAUGCUAAGAAAGGUGUCCUUUUCAUUGAUUUCCCUCCUGUUCUUCAACUUCAGUUAAAGCGAUUUGAAUAUGAUUUUGCACGGGAUACUAUGGUCAAGAUAAAUGACAGAUAUGAGUUCCCUUUGCAACUUGAUCUUGAUAGAGAGAAUGGAAAGUAUUUAUCUCCCGAGGCAAAUCGAAGCAUUCGCAAUCUCUAUACUCUGCACAGUGUUUUGGUACACAGUGGUGGGGUGCAUGGUGGACACUAUUAUGCUUAUAUCCGACCAACUCUCUCUGAUCAAUGGUUUAAAUUUGAUGAUGAACGGGUGACAAAAGAAGAUAUGAAGAGGGCGUUGGAAGAGCAGUAUGGUGGUGAGGAAGAGUUACCACAGACAAAUCCUGGAUUUAACAACUCGCCAUUCAAGUUUACAAAAUAUUCAAAUGCAUAUAUGCUUGUGUACAUUCGGGAAUGUGAUAAAGACAAAAUAAUUUGUAAUGUGGAUGAGAAUGACAUUGCAGAGCACCUUAGGAUAAGACUAAAGAAAGAACAAGAAGAAAAGGAACAAAAGAGGAAGGAGAAAGCAGAGGCUCACCUUUAUACGAUCAUCAAGGUUGCUCGUGAUGAGGACCUUCGGAAUCAGAUUGGAAGGGACAUAUUCUUUGAUCUUGUGGAUCAUGAUAAAGUUCGCAGUUUUCGUGUUCAGAAACAAAUGCCAUUCAAUGUAUUCAAGGAAGAAGUUGCCAAGGAAUUCGGUAUACCAAUGCAAUAUCAGCGUUUCUGGUUAUGGGCAAAGCGACAGAACCAUACAUAUCGUCCGAAUCGAUCAUUGACAGCUCUAGAGGAAACUCAGUCUGUUGGGCAGCUGAGAGAAGUAUCAAAUAAGGCAAAUAAUGCUGAGCUAAAAUUGUUUUUGGAAGUUGAACUUGGCCUGGAUUUAACACCUAUUCCUCCACCAGAGAAGACCAAAGAUGAUAUUCUUUUGUUUUUCAAAUUUUAUGACCCUCUGAAAGAGGAGAUACGGUAUGUUGGAUGUCUUUUUGUCAAAGCCAGUGGCAAGCCAUUGGAAAUUUUGACAAAGCUCAAUGAGUUGGCUGGAUUUUCCUUGGAUGAGGAAAUCGAACUCUUUGAGGAAAUAAAGUUUGACCCUAAUGUUAUGGUUGAACACAUUGACAAGAAGGUCAGCUUUCGUGCAAGUCAGCUUGAAGAUGGAGACAUUAUUUGCUUUCAGAAGUCUUUUCACAGUCAAAGCAGUGAGCAAUGCCGUUUCCCUGAUGUUCCUUCAUUUUUGGACUACAUGCAUAAUCGGCAGGUUGUUCGCUUCCGUUCUCUGGAGAAACCUAAGGAGGACGAGUUCAGUCUUGAACUGUCAAAGCAGAAUAACUACGAUGAAGUGGUUGAAAGUGUAGCUCGCCAUCUUGGCUUGGAUGAUCCAUCGAAAAUUAGGCUUACAUCUCAUAACUGUUAUUCCCAGCAACCAAAGCCCCAACCAAUAAAGUACCGGGGAGUGGAGCGUCUUACUGAUAUGCUCAUUCACUAUAAUCAGACUUCUGAUAUUUUGUAUUAUGAAGUCUUGGAUAUACCUUUACCAGAACUGCAAUGCCUGAAAACUCUUAAAGUUGCUUUUUAUAGUGCGGCCAAGGAUGAAGUAACUAUUCAUACUAUUAGGUUGCCGAAACAAAGUACAGUGGGAGAUGUCCUCAAUGACCUCAAAACAAAGGUGGAGUUGUCUCAUCAAGAUGCUGAGCUAAGAUUGCUGGAGGUUUUCUACCAUAAGAUUUAUAAGAUUUUCCCUCCCCAAGAAAGGAUUGAAAACAUCAACGAUCAGUAUUGGACAUUACGUGCCGAGGAGAUUCCUGAAGAGGAGAAAAAUCUUGGUCCUCAGGAUCGUUUGAUUCAUGUUUAUCAUUUUAUGAAGGAUGCAGCUCAGAAUCAAGCUCAUGUUCAGAAUUUUGGUGAACCCUUCUUCCUUGUUAUUCAUGAGAGGGAGACAUUAGCUGAUGUUAAAACACGCAUACAGAAGAAAUUACAAGUUCCCGAUGAGGAGUUUUCAAAGUGGAAGUUUGCAUUUUUGUCCUUGGGUCGGCCUGAGUAUCUACAGGACAGUGAUAUUGUGGCUAACCGUUUUCAAAGAAGAGAUGUUUAUGGUGCUUGGGAACAGUACCUUGGAUUAGAGCAUACUGACAAUACACCUAAAAGAUCAUAUGCCGCCAACCAGAACCGACACAUAUUUGAGAAGCCGGUUAGAAUCUACAACUAGAGAGAUUAUGCGAAACCUUGAGCUGCAUCUGCGUUGGCUGGACAACAAGUACCCGACAUGUACAAUUUUGUGUAAAGAGGCGGGAAAAUUUAAUUGGAACAGUUGGGCAGUCGCAUAAUUCUUUUUUUUUUUUUUUUUUUUUUAAACAUUAUGUUCAGAAUACAAGUUACAAUCUAUCUAGGGAAAAAAAACUGGCUUUGUUUCAAUUGUAAGUUAGGAAAUACAGAUGAUUUUGACAAGGCAUGUAUAGAUUGGUACAAUUGUUUGUUUUGGCCUAUAUUCUUCCUUCAGGCUUUUGACUUAUAUGGGCGGACAAAAAUAGACAACUUUUUAAACUUUGACAAA